AUGCGCCCCCUCACCGCCGCCGACGUCAACCCCGCGAUCCUGAAGGUGCAGUACGCCGUUCGCGGCGAGCUUGCCAUCAAGGCCGAGGAGCUGCGCGAGAAGCUCCAGGACGAGAAACACGACCUGCCGUUCAAGAAGGUCAUCUCGUCCAACAUCGGGAACCCUCAGCAGAAGGGACUCGACCAGCCGUUCUUGACGUUCACUCGCCAGGUCGCCGCGCUCAUGGAGUACCCUCCGCUCGCCGAGCUCGUCAAGGACAAGUGGCCGCAGGACGUCCUUGAUCGCGCGAAGGAGCUCCAGACGGACAUCGGAUCGAUUGGUGCCUACUCGCACAGCAAGGGUGUUCCCCUCAUCCGGAAACACGUUGCGAAGUUCAUCCAAGAACGCGAUGGCUACCCGAGCGACCCCGAAGACAUCUUCUUGACCACCGGAGCCUCCGCAGGCGUCUCGCUCAUCCUGAACGUUCUCAUCACCGCGAACGUCACCGGGAUCCUCAUCCCCAUCCCUCAGUACCCUCUCUACACGGCGACCCUCGCGCAAUAUUCUGGCAUUCCGCUACCCUACCACCUGUCGGAGCCCGAUGGCUGGUCGACAUCGUUGCAUGAGAUCGAGGCAGCGCUGGCCAAGGCGGAGAAAGAUGGCGUGGUGCCCCGCGCGCUCGUCGUGAUCAACCCUGGAAACCCCACUGGCGCGAUCCUCGACAAGACCACCAUGCAACAGCUCGUACGACUCUGCGAGAAGUACUCGCUCGUUCUACUCGCGGACGAAGUAUACCAGGCCAACCUGCAUCGGCCCGAUACACACCCGUUCCAUUCAUUCAAGCAGAUCGUACGGGACCUGAACUCGCCCAUCCCGCUCUUCUCGUUCCACUCCAUUUCCAAGGGCGUCAAGGGCGAGUGUGGGCGUCGCGGUGGCUACUUCGAGUGCACGAACAUCUCCGACGAGGUCCGCGCGCUGUUGUAUAAGAUGGCGAGCGUGACGCUCUGCCCACCGCUUUCGGGUCAGAUCGGCGUAGACUGCCUCGUGCGCCCGCCCCGCCGGAACGACCCGUCGUACCCUCUUUGGAAGCGCGAAACCGAUACCAUCCACGACGCGCUCCGGCACCGUACGCAGCUCAUGGCGCAACGUUUGAACUCUCUACCUGGAGUCUCAUGUGUCGACUCGCCGGGAGCGCUCUACCUGUACCCGAAGCUGGAACUCCCAGACAAGGCUGUGGAGGAGGCGCAGCGCCUUGGCAAGAGUCCCGACACCCUCUACGCGCUGCAGCUGCUCGAGGCGACGGGUAUAUGCGUGGUACCGGGCUCAGGGUUUGGCCAGAAGGACGGCGAGCACCACUACCGGCUCACGUGUCUUUGCCCGGGUGUGGAGGAGUACGUCAGCGCGCUCGAGAACUUCCACAUGGGCUUCUUGAAGAAGUACGGCGGGGUGUAG
Molecule: messenger RNA, 1431 nt
Organism: Trametes versicolor FP-101664 SS1
Lineage: Eukaryota; Fungi; Basidiomycota; Agaricomycetes; Polyporales; Polyporaceae
Product: transaminase
Exons: 2
Coding region: 1-1431 (476 amino acids)
Biological process (GO): biosynthetic process
Molecular function (GO): pyridoxal phosphate binding; L-alanine:2-oxoglutarate transaminase activity
Source: RefSeq, a predicted model, not a curated record